Nerophis ophidion (straightnose pipefish) is the source of this 1173-nucleotide messenger RNA. RefSeq names its product protein C1orf43-like. Gene Ontology annotation, biological process: phagocytosis. NCBI's taxonomy places the organism in Eukaryota, Metazoa, Chordata, Actinopteri, Syngnathiformes, Syngnathidae. The coding region runs from base 258 to 1019 and encodes 253 amino acids. The record is from RefSeq and is a predicted model, not a curated record. The transcript has 7 exons.
UUAUUACGGUAAUUGAGGGCGUCGCUAACCCGGAAAGGAAGCAACCAUUACUAGGUCAAGCUGGUUAAGCCAAACGUCCGUCUACUUAAACAACAAUAACAUUUUAUGGUACAGGUACAACAUAGCUACAACAUAAUGGCUUAAAUAAUAAGACAACAAUUAAUUCAGGUGCACGCUUGAAGGCCAAUGUUGCUUCGAAGAACAUGCUAUCAGCUAAUGUCGCUAACGCUUAGGUAAACAUCACACCUGAUUUAAAGAUGGCAGAUUCGUCGCCGUUAUCAGGGGUGAACGUAGUGUUGGUGAUGGCGUAUGGCAGCUUGGUGUUCGUGCUGCUCUUCAUCUUCGUUAAAAGGCAAAUAAUGCGUUUUGCAAUGAGAUCACGCCGCGGCCCACACGCACCAAUUGGCCACAAUGCGCCCAAGGGUCUGCGUGAAGACAUCGACUUCGGCCUGUCCAAAGUUCACGAGAUCCGGUUUGAACCUCGGCUUCUUCUCGAAGAAGACGCCAGGCUGGGGCAUGGAUCACAAAUGAGUUGCUAUAACUACCUGUAUCGAAUGAAAGCCCUGGAUGCCAUUCGUGACUCAGGUAUUCCACUGCAGGACAUAUGCAACACUCCCACUGCCUUCACAGGGAGAAACUUCCGGAACUGGCUGCUGGAGCUUCGAAAUUCCCACUCCUUGAUCAAGAGCAGCCGUAGCGCGCUGAUCGAGCGCCUGCUGGAGGGCUACGACAGUGCCCGCCACGGCACCGGGGUGUUUGGAGAGGCGGAAUUCCUUGAAUACCAGCAGGCACUCAAUGAAUUAGCUGAUGUUGUGAAAGCAUACUCCAGCAGCACCAGCCUGGACCAGCACCACCAGUUGGCAGCCAAAGACCUGACAGGUUCCACGGCCCGUAACACCCCGUCCACCAUCCAGGUCACCUACCUGCCCUCGGCCGGGCCGCGCAGCAAGAGGCCCAAGCACUUCCUGGAGCUGAAGAGCUUCAAGGACAACUACAACACGCUGGAGAGCACUUUGUGACGCCGUGUUUUCUUGACUUGUACAAUGCAACCUCGCUAGGUGAGUGAUUGUGGACACAUUUUCAAAGACUAGGAGAGCCGGACUUCUCCUUUCACUGUUAUUCUCAUUUUGUAUAUAAUGUUAAAAUGUACAUUAAAACAUAAAUGAAGCAAUA